Messenger RNA from Cantharellus anzutake, 213 nucleotides. Its product is annotated as cytochrome P450. The annotation marks the transcript as partial. The transcript has a single exon. The record is from RefSeq and is a predicted model, not a curated record. NCBI's taxonomy places the organism in Eukaryota, Fungi, Basidiomycota, Agaricomycetes, Cantharellales, Hydnaceae. Gene Ontology annotation, molecular function: oxidoreductase activity, acting on paired donors, with incorporation or reduction of molecular oxygen; monooxygenase activity; iron ion binding.
AUUGAAACUUUCUUCUUCCUCAUGACACCUCAUCCAGAAGUACAACAACGAACCCAGGAAGAACUCGAUAGAGUAAUCCGUCCAGAUCGAUUACCUACGAUGCAAGAUUACGAAGAUCUGCUUUAUCUAGUCGCUGUCAUGAAAGAAGUUCUGCGUUGGAGUACUCCUGUGCGUAUUGCAGUCCCACAUGUGGUCACCGCCGAUGAUGAAUAU